This is a messenger RNA of Setaria italica (foxtail millet), 3929 nucleotides long. Its product is annotated as MORC family CW-type zinc finger protein 3. The coding region runs from base 1052 to 3448 and encodes 798 amino acids. Lineage: Eukaryota; Viridiplantae; Streptophyta; Magnoliopsida; Poales; Poaceae. Gene Ontology annotation, molecular function: zinc ion binding; ATP hydrolysis activity. The transcript has 17 exons. The record is from RefSeq and is a predicted model, not a curated record. Gene Ontology annotation, cellular component: nucleus.
CGCGCCGGUGUUCGGCCACUCUGCGCCGCCGCGUGGUGUGCUUAUAGCGGCGCUUGCUCGCUGAUCCUGUUUGGGUUUGGGGUUUUUGUUGCUAGUGCUGGGUUUUCUGUGCGUGGGGUUGGGUGCUUUCCCCUCUAGUACGUCACAGUACGUCGCUUGCGGUUGCGUAACAUCCGGUGCGUGAUCGGGGGAUUAUUUCCCGCUCUUAACUACUCUGGUUUUAGUGGCUGCGAGUUUUGCAUCUGCGGUACGGAAAAAUGGUUGCGGCGUUCGUGAGGCGAUUCGCCUCGUCAGAGUUGUUUGCCUUGAUUUCUGUGUUUACUUGGGUUUAAGUUGGUGCCCAUGGAUUAAUUUACUGGCUGAAGGGCUGUGGUUGGUUUCCUUGGUGGACUCUGGGGUUCGAAUCGAAGCAACAAGGGGUUGAGACUUGAGAUUUCCUCUCCUUUCUCGCGAUUCCUGAGUGUUUUGCGCUGAUCCUGAUGCAUUAUUUGCGGAAUUUGUGCAAUGCUGUAGACUUACAGUUGUGUUAGGAGCGUCUUUGGUGGUUCACGGCCUUUUGGCCUUCUUUGAGGCCUGGGUUUAUGCAUUGGGCGCGUGCCUGGGGUGGGGCUGCCGAAUCUGUUCCAUUUUGAUGUUACCUCGAAGCAUGUGCGUGGACAUGUAAAUUGGCACUUCACUGUAUAUGAUCUGCCUGCUGGCAUCUGUGUCAGUUUCGAUUUUUGCAAUUUUUGCGGUAGAACUUUAGGACUAGGUUAGAUAGCUCCAUGUGUGUUUCGGAAAGGAAAACCCAUUUACUAUCCUGCUGUCUUUAUCUAGGAAGAGUAAUUAUGCUACAUUUUAUAUUAGUUCUGGACCUGUUUAUGCUUUGCAUGCCUCUUGGCUAGGAAUAAUCUUAUUACCUUCAUUUUGUUUUUCAACUUUGAACAACCGAUUCAUUUCAGUGCAAUAUGCAGGCUAGAUUUCAGUUUAGUUAGAUGUAUGCGCAUUAUCUUAGAGUAUAAUUGAGUCUCACUCCAAUGUUCAUGCUAUUCUAGCAGGUUAAGUCGAAGCGAUGGGAAGUGUGACACUUGAUUUGAAUGAGCAACCACAUGAAAAUCAAGGUGGCUGCUUGAAUUAUGUGUUGCUGCAAAAGGAUGGUAAGAACAUAUGCCGCACCAAAGUUUGCGACCUUCCCAUAGAAGUGCCGACCAUUUGGUCAAUUAUUUCAUUUAAGCCAACUAAAGCAUACCAGAAGAGUGUGUUCCCAAAAUUUUCGCUGCUUCCUGAUCCCGAAGAUCGUCGUCAGAAAACUGAAUGGGGAAAGUUCAUGCGCUUCCUUUCGGAUAAUAAAAAGGCUGCUAUUGUUAGAUGUGAGUCUUCAACCUUCCACAUACUUGCUUCUCAACCUGAUGAAUACUCAAACUUUCCACAUGCGGUGCUCUUGUACAAAUGUGGACAAAAUGACCCUAGAGACUGCAAACAGAUGGCAGGAACAUCUGGGAGAUAUGUGAAUAAUCCAGCAAUGGAUUCUUCAAAGAGGUAUUACAAGAGUAAAUUUCAAUAUGGUUCAAAGAAGCCACCAUACUUUAAAGAGGAGAUUUGUGAUAGUGGACCAAACCUCAAGGAGAUGGAAAGUUCAUCCAAGCAUCAUGAUCCACAUGUCACAGGACUUCAUAGACCAGUUCAAGAAUCCUCACCAUGCGAGUCCAUUGAAGACAGUCCUAGAGUUUUGAAUCCAGUAGUAAAGAAGAGAAUGGCUUCUCCUAAAAAAAAUUUCAUUGUUGCGGACCCUAGUUAUCUGCGAACACUAAGUCAGACACAUGCUGGCUGGAUAUUUGGAGCAAUAGCCGAGCUCAUUGAUAACUCCAGAGAUGCUGGUGCAUCUAGGUUGAGUAUUUCCAUUGAAUCUUUGUUUUCAAAGAAAGCACAGAGGAAAAUUCCUGUCUUAUCUAUAAUUGAUGAUGGGCAUGGAAUGACUUAUGCUGAUAUGAUGAGGAUGAUCUCUUUUGGUCACAAACGUCCAAAUGAGCAUCGCGAGAAUCAGAUUGGGAGAUUUGGAAUUGGAUUUAAGACUGGUGCUAUGAAACUUGGAAAGGAUGCAAUUGUGCUUACUCAAACUUCAUCCUCCAGAUCAGUGGCCUUUCUUUCCCAGUCUUUUAAUGAAGAAAAGGAUAAUCUUGAGAUCCCUGUGGUGACAUAUCGAAAGGAAGGGCAAUACAUGGAAGUUGAUUUGAGUGUCCAGUCUGAAGCCACUGCAGAAUAUAACCUGAGUGCUAUUAAGGAAUUUUCUUCCUUCAAUGAGUAUUUCAUUGGAGAAAAGUUAGGCCUGUUUGGUGAGGAGCGUACAGGGACACAAAUUUACAUAUGGAAUUUAGACAGAUGGGGUAAUGAUUACACUUUGGAGUGGAAUUCUGGCAAGUCUUCUGAAAAUCCUGUGCACAAUGGUCGUGGAGACAUAUUAAUCCGUUCAAGAAGAAUCAGAUCACGUCCAGGACAAACAAGUAACAAGGUGCUGUUGGACUAUUCUCUUCAGUCCUAUUUGGAAGUUAUGUUCCUGAAUCCUCGGAUGAAGAUAUCUGUCCAAGGAUCUUUGGUCAAAAGCCGUCCCUUGGCAAAGACCCUUAACAAGACAUCUGUUAUGUCUGGUGAAAUUAUGGGAAGGACUAUUCUAUUGACCCUGGGAAGGAGCAAGGUAGAAUGGGACAGAACAAAUUGUGGAAUUUUCUUGUAUUGGCAUGGUCGUCUGAUUGAGUCUUACAAGCGGGUUGGAGGCCAGAAGCAUAGUGCUGAUGUGGGACGUGGAGUCAUAGGAGUUGCAGAUAUCACAAAUCUCAUUGAUGAUGAAGAUGGUAAUUCUUGGGUUUUGAACAGUAAGCAGGGAUUUCAAGAUUGUGAAAUUUAUGCUAAACUGGAGGAGUGGCUUGGUAGGAAAGUGGAUGAAUACUGGGAUACAAAAUUUGACAAUCUCGAAUUGAGAAAAAGGGAUGAGCACCACAAGCCUGAUUGUGACUGGGUUCAGUGCUGCAGCUGUCGUAAAUGGAGAGUGUUGAAUGCAGGCUUCAAUACAGACACUCUUCCAGUGGAAUGGUUCUGCUACAUGUCACCCUUCAAUGGGAAAUGUGAGGUUCCAGAGCAACAAAUGGGACGUGGUGUCAUUGUGAUUGGUGAAAAGAGAUCUGGCAACGAUGAACAAAAUAAGACUACCCAGCAAGGAGAGACACCAAAGAAGGAAAUGAGGCCUGAGAACCUUGAGGUUGAGAAGAUUGUUCAAGAUGAAGAUGCGAAGAAUGUCCAGGGUACCCUAGAGGUCAACAAGCGAAAGAAUUCUUCAAGUGGGGUACCAUCAAAGCCCAAGAACAACAGUGAUGAUGAUUUUGAAGGUGCAUCCUCACAAACAGAGGAUGAUGCCCCUCGCCCUACUUUAAAGAGGCUAAGAAGGGGACCUGCUGCGAAGACUUACAAAUGCUGACGAAAUUGGAAAACAUGUGAUUUUUCUCUCUGAUCGCUUGUUGGUGCCCCUACUUUUACCCCAUCUGUGGUAUCAUGCUUCGCGUGGACUUCAAGACUAAUGCCUGAGGCCUUCUUUCAACGCACACUAUUGGAGGAGCACUGCAUCAGUAUAACCAGUUUUGUUCUUGUGCAGUAGAAGUGCUGUUGUCGUGUUUGUAAAUAUAGUGGUGGAUUAGUGGGUCGUUUGUAACUAGGUGUUUCUUCUCAAAAUGUUAGCAGCUUGACAGCUUCAGUCGGUGAAAGUGUGUAUAAUAACUGGCCUGUGAGCUUUACAAUGUUAGGGUGCGAGAAGGGCAGAUCGUUUUUUGCUGCGCACAGUGCUCCAGUAGCCACUAGCCAGUCGGCCACUGAUAGGGCCGUGGAACCUUUUUUGUGUUCAUCCUGAACUUUAGAGGUGCGAAUAGCGGAAUACGCAUUAUUUACUGUUUGCUGCAUCUGCA